Molecule: messenger RNA, 1369 nt
Organism: Acanthoscelides obtectus
Lineage: Eukaryota; Metazoa; Arthropoda; Insecta; Coleoptera; Chrysomelidae
Source: the annotation of a GenBank genome assembly
AGAUCAUCUGAGAAGAUGCCACCCUGAUAAAACAGAGAAAGAUUUGAAAUAAUUUCAAACACUCAAAGAUAAAUUUCAGAAGAGACCUACACUGGACAGAAUGUUCGCUCCGACGUCACAAAUAAAUGAUGAUGGUUUGCGGGCGUCUUACAAUAGCUCGUUACUUAUAACAAAAUCCGGAAAACCGCAUACUAUCGGAGAGAAGUUAAUUUUGCCAGCCGUUGAAGAGGUUUUAAAAACUGUUUUACACAAACCUGCAUCUGAUAUCAUUAAAAGAAUUCCCUUAAGCAACAAUACUGUUGAAAGACGUAUUGAUGAAAUGAGUUCUGAUAUUGAAAGCUUCUUAUGUAAUUAUUUGCAAACGACCCAUCUGUCUAUACAACUGGACGAGUCAACUUUACCUGAUAAUGCAGCAUUAUUAUUGGCAUAUUUUCGUUUCAUUAUGAAUCAACAAAUCUACGAAGAACUGCUCUUCGCAAGAACUUUGAUAACCGACACUAAAGAUUCUGAAUCUAGGUUUGAGGAUAUUUUGACUAUGGUAAUACCACCGUGGAUAAUUAAUCCAUAUGGUGACAUAGAAGAAACGAAUGUCAUAAUACAAGAGGAACUGACUGAACUAAGUACAAACGAAGAACUUCAGGUUCAGUUUAAAAACGGAUAUCAGCAAUUCUGGCUGCAAAACGACAUACCCGUUACUUAUCCCGCGGCAGACACGUCGUUAGCGGUAACGCGAGAUAGCUUUCCGAAGUUGCAUCGCCCGGAAAAUUUCCAGCUUCAACUUCAGAAACAAAAGAUAAACACGGUACGAAGAUACUUGGCAAGCGGCAACACCUUUACUGACAUCCACUACACCUACAGAUUCGGUAUUUCAACUAUUAGUGGUAUUGUAGAGUUAGUAUGCGACGAAAUUUGGAGAAUAAUAAAAAGAAUUGUAUGCCGGAACUAUCCCGACAAAAGUGGCAAGACAUUGCAUUUGAUUUUGAAAAAUAGCGCAGUAAUUGUGGAUUACAUUUCAAUGGCUCUAGAUAAACAACAAAUAGCUGCAGAUGUUUUCAUUGACUUAGAAAAAGCUUUUGACGUAGUAAGCAUAGACAUUCUUUUGGAUAAAUUGUUUAAAAUGGGAUUUAGAGUUGUUUCGUACAGCUUGAUUGAGUCUUAUUUAUAUGACAGGAAACACUACAUAAAGCUUUUAGACAUUGAUAGUGAAUGGCUAUCUAGCACCUACGGAGUACCACAGGGGUCAGUUCUUGGACCUCCGUUAUACAGUCUUUAUGUACUGAAUCUCAAGCUGGCGAAUCUAAGCGGAAGAUAUUCUACCUUUGCAGAUACACUCUACUGGUAUAUACUGGAACAGACGAAAUUGGCUUAA